CAUUGCCAUCCUUCUUCUUCUUACUAUUUUUUUCUUUUUUUUCUUGCGCUCGAAAAGAAAGCGGUUUACAUUGUCAUCCUUCCUUUCAUAGUUUACUUUACCUCUACCUCACCUCACUUCAUCUUUCUACUCGUUGCUCAUCUCUCAUACAAUCAACCAGUCAGCCAGCUCACUCUUAGUUUUAUUUCAUAAAUAGCUCACCUUCCAUCCACACGACACUGCAUUUUAUUCCGUUAUUCCUUACCUGCACUUCCUGUCUUCCUUCUUCUUUGGUCUUGACUAUCCCCUCUUUUAUCAUUUAUCAACUGCUCAAUGGCUAGCAUUGGUGAUACCUUAGUCCUAGAGCAGCAGCAACAACAGCAGCAGCCGCAACUUGGAUUACAGCAAGAAGGCUCUGCACAGCUCGAUCAAUCACAGCAGAACCCAGCCUUGCAGCCCAAAAGCAGUAACGACGAUGUUACACAAUCCCAUUCUUCUUCUGGGUUCCUGGCAAGUGUUCGUAAUGUGGCCAACAAGACGACUGACAUCCUAGGCAUCAGCCAUAACUCAGACAACGAUAAUGGGGAUAUUAUGAGUAGCAGUAACAUUAACAGUAGUAACACCAGCAGCAACAAGACCGACCAGGGCCAAGCUCAUGAGAAUGGAGGUGUGGAUGCCAUUGUCCAUGAGGCCAACUAUGGGACUGCUGCUGCUGCUGCUUCACCUGUUCCUGCUGUGUUGCCAGUAACGGAAGAGAGCACACAGGCCACGCAAAACGAAUCAAUGUCCACAUCGCCUGCAACGGCCUUUUCACAGUCCACUGUUAAUUCCCUUCCUCCCUCUCUACCUUCUACCUCAAUUACUUCAAUCACCAAUACCACUACCUUGCCUUGCGCACCGCCUUCUGUGCCUACUUCUGUACCUGCUGACAGCACUCUUCACUCUUCUCCCACUUCUGUAUCUACUCUCCCCUCCGACUACAGCAACAGCAAUAACGCCCCUCAGCAGCUUGUUAUACCAGCAAAUACUCAGUACAGUAAUAACAGCACCAAUCCAGCAGUACAUAAAACAAUGGACCCAUCUCAGUCUGACCUGAUGACCAUGGAGGCAUUUCAAAUGAAUGGAGGUGCUAGUCCAUAUAAUAACUACAACACAGACUAUAGCAAUAACAAUGUUGACCCCUCUACGUACACAGCUCCAACUGGUCCAGGCAGUUUUCCAGAAACUUUUGGUACUCAUGGCCAACAGCCUUUUGUCCAAAAUGACGAGAUUGGCCCAUUAAGCAGGGACAGCAAUGAGGGAGACGAUGCCAACAUUAAUUUCGUAUAUGCUAACGAGAAACGUUUCAACGACUUUCAUGCGCUUUUCCGAAGUGUACCGGAAGAAGAAAAGCUGAUUGAGGAUUACGGUUGUGCUCUGCAGAAGGAGAUCCUCGUGCAAGGCCGGCUCUACAUCAGCGAGAACCAUGUCUGCUUUAAUGCCAACAUCUUUGGAUGGGUCACUAAUCUGGUGAUUGCCUUUUCCGAGAUUAUCGCUAUCGAGAAACGCCUCACAGCAUUUGUGAUCCCCAAUGCGAUUAGUAUUGUCACUGCUACUAAUACCAAGGGGCAUUUCUUUGCGUCUUUCUUAUCCCGUGAUACUGCAUAUGACUUAUUAAUGGCUGCCUGGCGAAAAUCCUUCCCGUGUGCAGCGAAUACAUCCGCACUUACCAACAAUGUCUACAUUAGACAGGACAGAUCAAGUACUACCUUGAAUGAGGAUGAAGAUGAUGCCGAAUCGUUUAGUUCUGUACGGGUAGCCUCCACAGAAUCAAAGAGAAACAGGCAUAGAAGCUCCUCAUCCGCCUCACAGCACUGGACUGCAGAUGAAGCCGACUGGGAUGAACAUGAUGCGGAUGGUAAACCUUGGACAGGUGGCCAUCGACGACGUGGAUCCAAGAGGAAAGUGGUGAAGAAGAUUCUAAAAGAGGUGAUUGCACCUAUCAUUCAUGAUGACGACAACAAAAGCGAACAUCGAAAAGGACGAGGACGCUCUGUAUCGGAACUACCACCUCCACCCCCUUCAUUCGACUAUGGACGACGAGGUUCGAUCGAAAGCAAAUCAUCGGGCGUUGGCAAAAACUCAUCUGAGACAUCUCGACCAAGCAUAGGAUCGGAACCAUUGGAUCCAAACCGUUCUAACGGGGCAGCUGAUACAGGACUAAAUGCAGGAGGAGCAUCAAAGUCAUCAAAUAAUACUAACCAUUCCCCCACAACCUGCAAAUGCUCCGGGGAUGGUCGCCAUUAUGCCAACACAUACAUGUCUGAAAAAUACCCAGGAUCAAUAGAAAGCAUGUGGAAGCUCCUGUUUGAAUCGGAUUUCACCAAGAGCUUUUUAACAAGUGAUGCAAUGAAGGGCGCUGAUGUACAGGAGGAACCCUGGCGUGAUGCAGCUGAUGGAACCUCAACUAAGGUCACCAAAUAUACUAAAUGGUUGGGUAUGCCGAUCGGACCCAAGACCACGAAAGCGACCCUUACGGAUGUCUGUGAACACAAAGACUUUGAUGACUAUGUAACAAAUGUAACGACAACGUCUACACCCGAUGUUCCUUCUGGUGGAUGCUUUACCACAAAAUGCCGUACCUGUAUCACCUGGGCAGGUCCCAAUCAGAUCCAAGUCGUGGUGACAGGUGCAAUCGAGUUUACAAAGAGUAGUUGGAUCAAGGGUCAGAUUGAAAAAGGCGCUGGAGAAGGAAUGACAGCACAUUAUAAAGAAUUGCACCAGAGCAUCAACAAAUACAUCGCAGAUCACCCUGAAGAGUUUGGAGGAUCAGGCUCAAGCAACGGAGCUACUGCUGACACAGUGUCCUCAUCUACACCCAAGCAAAGCCCUGCACGGUCACGGACCAGUAGCCGUAGCGUAAAGAAAAAUCACAAGCUAGACAAAGAUAUGCUUGCAGAGGGUGUGGAUGUAAACAAACCUUUGCCUCCAGUAUCCCCCACGACUUCUGUUACACCGAACAAGAACAAGAAUAAGGACAAUCAAGUAGAGGCAGGAGGCAUAGGAGGUGUCUGGUCAAGGAUCACUAGCAUGUUUAGUUCGGCAGAUAGUGAGGGUGCAUCUCAUUUUGCUCUAGUGGCUGUCCUGUUACUAGUUAUGCUUGCCAACAUUUACAUCUGGUUUCAGAUUUCAAACGUCACUUCACAGAUUGAACGGAUCCAGAGUGACAUCCUUGGACAAAUGCGUGAAAACGGCAAAGGCCACCAACACAAGGGCAGCUAUUCAUUCAUGAUGGAUACAAGUGAGGACGGCACAAAUGCGUUUGAAUAUGCAGAGCUAAGUCCAGAAGAGCGCUAUGCGCGUGAGCAAGAAGAUGCGAUGUGGGCAUGGCUAACGGAACGCGAGGAGAGACAUCGAGAGUUCCAGCGGAAGGGUGCUCAGGAUUGGCUGAAGAGCCUCAAUGACCACAAAGAGCAGAGCAACAAUGGCAAUGAAAGUAAUAAUGGUGAGUCAUCCACAUCCCAAGAGUUUUCAGUAACAGAGGCCAAACUCCAAGCCAGGAUUAAUGAGCUCCAGCAACAACUCGAAGGCCUCGAGCAAGCUUUAGAUAAAGGCGGUGCUGCUAUGUAAAAAGUAAUAGUAGUAAUAGUAAUAAUAAUAAAUUCAAUCAGAAACUUC
Messenger RNA from Lobosporangium transversale, 3636 nucleotides. RefSeq lists its product as hypothetical. The coding region runs from base 313 to 3588 and encodes 1091 amino acids. Gene Ontology annotation, cellular component: cortical endoplasmic reticulum; endoplasmic reticulum membrane; plasma membrane. The record is from RefSeq and is a predicted model, not a curated record. Gene Ontology annotation, biological process: intracellular sterol transport. Gene Ontology annotation, molecular function: sterol transfer activity; sterol binding. NCBI's taxonomy places the organism in Eukaryota, Fungi, Mortierellomycota, Mortierellomycetes, Mortierellales, Mortierellaceae. The transcript is spliced from 5 exons.